AUAACAAUUCACCAGAUGUUUCUAGAAUCCCUAGAGAAAUACACGUCUCUCAAUGCAUUAGCCAGCAAAAAGGAGGGGAAAUGGGAAAAAAUUACUUUUUCGGAGUAUUACCGCCUUUCUCGGAAAGCAGCCAAGAGUUUCCUGAAGCUCGGCCUUGAACGAUUCCACAGUGUUGCAAUUCUGGGUUUUAAUUCUGCCGAGUGGUUCAUUUCGGCUGUAGGAGCUGUAUUUGCUGGCGGCAUUGUGUCUGGGAUCUACACCACCAGUUCUCCAGAGGCUUGUCAAUACAUUGCUCAUGACUGCAGAGCUAAUAUUGUGGUGGUGGAAAACCAGAAGCAGCUGGACAAGAUAACGCAGAUCUGGGAUCGUUUACCGUACUUAAAAGCUGUGGUGAUGUAUAAAGAUCCUGUGUCUGAGAAACACCCCAAUUUGUAUACGAUGGAGGAAUUCAUGGAGUUGGGAAAUGAAAUUCUUGAUGGACAACUUGACGCAAUCAUCAACUCCCAAGAGGCAAACCAAUGUUGUGUCCUGAUCUACACCUCUGGAACGACAGGCGAGCCCAAAGGGGUCAUGCUGAGCCAAGACAAUAUUACCUGGACCUCUGCCCACGCCAGCCGAGCAGGAGACGUACAACCUGCCGAAAUCCAACAGGAAAAGAUCGUCAGUUACCUGCCACUGAGCCACAUUGCCGGUCAGAUGUAUGACCUCUGGACUGGGAUCAAGUGGGGUGAAGAAGUUUAUUUCGCACAACCGGAUGCGUUGAAGGGAGGCUUGGUUGAGGUCCUCAGGGAAGCACUGCCCACCUCGCAAAUGGGAGUACCCCGUGUGUGGGAGAAGAUGAUGGAGAAGAUCAAAGAGGCUUCUUCUCAGACCGGUUUGCUGAAGAGGAAGAUGCUCUCCUGGGCCAUGUCUGCCACUUUGGAACAAAACCUGAGCUGCUCAAAUAGGGACUCAAAGCCCUUCUGGAUGGGGUUGGUGGACUCUUUGCUCCUGUCGAAGAUCCGGGGGGCCCUGGGCCUUUCCCAGUGCCAGAAGCAUUUCUCCGGAGCUGCCCCUCUCCCUGUGGAAGUCUCCCACUUCUUCCUUGGCCUGAACAUCCCCAUUUAUGAAGGUUAUGGGAUGAGCGAAACCUCCGGUCCCUUUUGCAUAUCCGGCCCACACGUAUAUCGACUCCACAGCUGUGGUAAGGUUGUCCCAGGCUGCCAUGUUAAGAUAGUAAACGAAGACAAGGACGGCCACGGGGAGAUUUGCUUUUGGGGACGGAAUGUCUUCAUGGGCUAUUUGAACAUGGAAGACAAGACCAAGGAGGUGAUUGACCAGGAUGGCUGGCUGCACUCUGGAGAUCUUGGAAAGAUGGACCAGGAUGGAUUUGUUUACGUCACUGGAAGAAUUAAAGAGCUGAUUAUUACCGCUGGGGGUGAAAAUAUCCCCCCAAUCCCCUUGGAAGAAGCUGUCAGGAAGGAGCUGCCGCUUAUUAGCAACGCUGUGUUGAUUGGCGACCGGAAGAAGUUCUUGUCUAUGCUGUUGACCUUAAAGUGCUCAGUGGAUCCUGAUACAUCGGAACCCACCGACUUCCUGACCCAGGAAGCCAGAGACUUUUGCCAAAAAGCCGGCAGCAAAGCCACCCGGGUGUCCGAGAUUGUGCAGAGCAGGGACCGCGCCGUUUACCGGGCUGUGCAAGAGGGCAUCGAACGCGUCAAUGGGCGCUCCACCAGUAACCCUCAGCGCAUUCAGAAGUGGGCGAUUUUAGGAAAAGAUUUCUCCAUUUCCGGGGGAGAAUUUGGUCCAUCGAUGAAAUUAAAGCGGCAAACGGUGGCCGAGAAGUACCAAAAUGAAAUCGAAGCUUUUUACAAGGAUUGAAGCCGAGUCGCCUAAGCUCCGUCAGGAGAAGAAAUCCUGCCAGCUUCUUUUGUAGAGCAUUAACU
Molecule: messenger RNA, 1925 nt
Organism: Pseudonaja textilis
Lineage: Eukaryota; Metazoa; Chordata; Lepidosauria; Squamata; Elapidae
Gene: ACSBG1
Product: acyl-CoA synthetase bubblegum family member 1
Cellular component (GO): endoplasmic reticulum; membrane
Molecular function (GO): long-chain fatty acid-CoA ligase activity
Source: RefSeq, a predicted model, not a curated record